GCCCGAGUCAGACUACAUUUCCCAUAAUGCAUCUCCACUCGCCCUUGUCAACUUGACGGAGGGAGGGACGGCUUGGGCUGUGUUUGUGACAGGAGCAGCAGCAAGCAUGGACGAUGUCAACCGCUCCAAGUCGCCUCUGCGCGACUGAAUGAUAGAAUUACUUACAAGUCAGCGUACAUUUCACGCCGCAGAGUUGUCUUCCGUCUACCGCGGCGCAUUUGCUCCAGUAAAAAAAAAAAAUGAACACAAGCAGUUGUGUAGCAGCGAGCUAACGGCUCGCUAGCGUUAUCUAACCCGAUAUCUGGCUAACUUGAAUGCCGAAAGGCGGCUACUAGGAAUACUAGUUUAUGCUUGGACAAUCCAACGGGGAGAAGUUUUCCAAAGCAUUGGAAAUUGUGCCGGUGUCAAAUCGGCUCACAGAGCGAUUGCCCUCCCGGUGGUGGGAUUCAUGAAUGCGCUCCGAGGAAGCAGCGGUGUCUUACUGGUAGUCCUCGGGCAUGGGGAGUGGAGUCCAGGAUCAACGUGCAGCACUCGCCCACGGAGAAGUGCUGCCGCGGGCCUCCACUCAGUCAGAAGGCCUGAAGCAGACUCGCUCUGUCCUCAACUCGCUCUUCUCGGGGGCGUUAGCGGGAGCUGUGGCCAAAACUGCUGUCGCGCCGUUGGACAGGACUAAAAUCAUUUUUCAAGUGUCUUCAGCAAGAUUCUCUGCUAAAGAGGCCUACAGGUUAAUCUACCGCACAUACCUGACGGAUGGCUUCUUCGCGCUGUGGCGCGGAAACUCCGCCACAAUGGUGCGAGUCAUUCCGUACGCCGCCAUCCAGUUCUGCGCGCACGAGCAGUACAAAAGUCUCCUGGGUGACUACUACGGCUUUCAGGGGAAGGUCCUCCCACCGCUCCCGAGGUUACUGGCCGGAUCUAUGGCCGGCAUCACUGCUGCCAUGUUGACGUAUCCUCUGGACAUGGUGCGAGCUCGAAUGGCUGUGACACCGAAAGAAAUGUACAGCAACAUUUUGCAUGUGUUUGUGCGGAUCUCCCGGGAAGAAGGACUGAAGACCCUGUAUCGAGGUUUUACGCCCACUAUACUGGGCGUGGUCCCCUACGCUGGCCUCAGCUUCUUUACCUACGAGACGCUGAAGAAGCUUCAUGCAGAGAGAAGUGGGCGCCCGCAGCCUUACUCGUAUGAACGGCUGGCUUUUGGGGCCUGUGCGGGCCUCAUCGGUCAGUCGGCGUCCUACCCGUUGGACGUGGUACGGCGGCGCAUGCAGACGGCGGGGGUCACGGGUCACACGUACGGCACCAUCCUGGGCACCAUGAGGGAGAUCGUGUCCGAGGAGGGGGUUAUCCGAGGACUCUAUAAAGGCCUCAGUAUGAACUGGGUCAAAGGGCCCAUUGCAGUGGGGAUCAGCUUCACCACCUUUGACCUGACUCAAAUCCUCCUGAAGAAGCUGCACGAGAUGGGCUACGCAUCCCGGUAAUGGCGAGAAAAUACUUGUGAAUGUGAUGCCUUCACUGGGAACUGGGAAGAGUGAGCGAGGAAUGAGUUUUGUGGCAGUCGAGGCAAACACGCACAUACUCGCAGUCAGUGGAUCAUGGGUCCUAACACGCGUGCUCCACAAAAGAUGCGACUCAGCGUCUGCAUGCGUUCUUGUCAUGCGGCAAAGUGCAAAUAUGCUCUCUGGUUGUUGUCUGUACUCGCGUGAUCGCAAAACCUGAGACGGCGACCGAGGGUGUAAAUGUCACUGACACGCCGAGGAGCUUCCAGUUGCCUUCUACAGCAAUGAAGGCUGCCAUUUAUUUACUGUCCACUUUGUAGAUUCUGUCAUAUAUGAGAUUAGGCCUUAAAUAGGUUUGAUGUGGAAUAAUAAGAUAUUGAACUAAAUUAUAUUCCAGUGCCAUCCCAAAGUGACUGAAACAUUUCGAUCAACUUUUAACAUUUUGCUUCUUGCAGGGCUACAUCAUAUUGGGGUGGGGGACGCAUGCGAUUUGCAAUAUGGGUACACUUUUUGAUCUCUGAAACGACAAUGUUAGCGUUUAUAUACAUCGAUUCCACGAAUGAUACCAAAGUUUUGUGGCACAGGAUAGCUGUGGAUGAGAUACUGGGUUAAUAUAAUGACGCACAAGAAUUCUCAGACUAGGCCCGGUCUCACAUUAGCGGGCAUUUUAACAUUUCAGUUGAAGAUGUGAUUUUUAUUUUUAUUUUUUCCUUCUGGCUGACUUAUUUCAUACAUGUGAAACAUCUUCAGUGAAGAGGCAUUAGCUAACUAUUGUCUGUCACUUUGGCACAUUGUUUUUUUUUUCUUUCAAAGUCACUUUUAAACGUGAGACAAUCUUAACAUAGCUGCUUCAUCCCUUCAAUAUUUAUUGUGUGACAUGGAAUCGACAAAUGUGACUGAUUAAUAUAUCAACUUUGAAACACAACUUGAAUUUCUAUUGAUCACACUGGGGAACGUGUUUUGUUGAGUCGGGUCUGACAGCUGUUUUGAACUUAUUUUUGGUUGCGGGAUCUGAAACUGAUCUCAAUUUUUCUCUUGUCACAUCAACUUUUUGAGCUAUCGUAUCACUGUUUUCUUGAGAAAGUAUUCAGUAAAUGCGUAUGUAUGUAAACAAAAACACUACGAUGGAAAACUGCAUAAAGCAAAUUUCCAGCGGUAUGCCCAUGGUUGCAAGGUUAAGAGAAAAACCAAGACUAACUUUUUUUUUUCCCUUUCAAAUCGUUCGUUCCUCAGCGUUACCAGUAACUAAGCAGCACUUAGACGACCACAUUUACUCUAAAUGCCAUAGGAAAUAAAAAGUUGCCUAAAUUUGAGAUGAAAAGCCAUGAUGAUACGAUAACAUGACUCAUAUUUUUCAAAAUGUACUUUAUUCUUGUGAUUUAUAUAUGUGUGUGUGUGUGUGAGAUGUAAGAUCAGAUUUAUAUAAUACAUUAAAAUGUUAUCACAGCUUUAAAUUGCUACAAAGGUACGGAGGGAGCAGUAAAUGUUUAGUAAAUGUUAUAUUUGAAUUAUUUUGUGUACCCCAAAGUCACAACAGACCCCAUUUUGAGAACCCCUUAGUUGAUAGAAAUAUGAAGAUGACACAUGGAAUGCCUUUCGGUCUCAGCUCAGCAGCUGCAAGCUCACUGAACAUCUCAGUCGUGUCUCUUGAAGUGCCUGGCGAGGGAAUAGUCACCCUUCGACUAUGACUGAGCUUCUUUCACCAACUGUUUGGAAAGUUGAUCUUUUUUUUUUUUGUUUGUUUCUUUUUGAUGGUCCCCUGCUGAGGGUUGUUUGUGGUUAGUGGAGGUUCAUAAGGCCUCUGAGUUAUUGUCAUUCUUCAGUCCAGUUUUUCUACCGAGGUUUUGUAAGCCUGAUAACCCACUAACAGGCUCUGGCUGCGUGGGACAAACACGCGUUGGGUAUCCUUUCAUGCAGGUGUGUUGUCAGGGAUCUGUAAAUGUCUAACAGUUGAAACAUCUCCUCGGGCAUCCACAGCAAUCACGGCCUGUCAUGUUUGCAUCCUCUCCGCAUUGUCUCGCGACAAUUUCGUUUUGUCCACAGUGGCCUGAAACAGGGCUGGCGUGGCCGGUGAGAACGUAGUGUAAACGUAGUUUGUGGGGACAUGAAAAUAAAAAUAAAAAAUCUGUAUUUAUGCUGACUUCAUUUGGUGGGUAGGAGGGCAUUUUUAAUAGACUCGGUGGAAUACUAAAACAUGAAAAUCCUGACAAUUUGAGUGAUGAACCAUUUUAAUGUUCAGAUAUCCAUAAUAAUUGUUUUAACACAAUUUCCAUACCUCAAUGUGCAGAGUAUUGUUUCAAGUGCAGUGGUUGUUCAAAUACCCGCUUUUUAAGUUCCAUUGAUUUGUGCCAUCUGAGCGUGUGUGUAUAAUGCGUACCUCAUCUGCACACUGCAUUCAUAUUGACUCAACUUCUCUAUAUGACUGUUUUUAAAAGUCAAAUAAAACGAGUACGCACUCUUG
This is a messenger RNA of Hippocampus comes (tiger tail seahorse), 3954 nucleotides long. RefSeq names its product solute carrier family 25 member 42 (gene slc25a42). Gene Ontology annotation, cellular component: mitochondrial inner membrane. Gene Ontology annotation, biological process: transmembrane transport. NCBI's taxonomy places the organism in Eukaryota, Metazoa, Chordata, Actinopteri, Syngnathiformes, Syngnathidae. Bases 498 to 1475 code for a protein of 325 amino acids. The transcript has 8 exons. The record is from RefSeq and is a predicted model, not a curated record.